AUGCAAUCUCAAAACCCAUUGCAACCUACGCGGCCCAAAAAUCACCCACACAGACCUCAUCGACGCUCUCGCAUUCCACUAUCCUGUGACCCCUGUCGCGCUCGAAAGUAUGCUUCUUGCAAGUACCGAGGGCCCAAGGAUGGUGCAACCUCUGUCAGCUCUGCCGCCCAACGCGGUAGCACAAACGGGGAGGCAAUGCAUCAACGGAUCGACCAUCUGGAACAUCUGGUCAAGAAAUUGAUCGCAGAGCGCCCGUCACCCUCUCAUGACCGGGUUGUGACCCCUGAGAGCCCAAACUUUGAGCCAGGUCCGUCUGCCGAUGGUUCGCAUGGAAAGGACAUGAAAGGACCUGGGAAGACAGUAAUGGAUGGUCUUCACUCUGUAUAUAUUGGUGGAGGUGACUGGCAUGCCGUGCUUCAUGAGAUCAACGAGCUCAAAAGCACAUGGAAUCAAGCACAGUACGACCACGGCAACUUCCGUUCUACACCCUCACUCGCUGUAGAUGGAUCAGGCCUACUUUUCAGUGAGGCGAGGCCACUCGACCGGAUGGAAAUCUUAUCUUCUUUACCAUCGAAGCCCCAAAUGGAUGGAUUGAUGGCUCGGGUUUUUGAUCGCAAGACCUUUCCUAUCGCUGUUCCUUGUAUUCUCCAUAUGGCAACAUUUAUGCGCGAGUACGAAGCGCACUGGCGAGAUCCUUCCCGGGCCAAUUUCAUAUGGCUGGGCCUUCUGUUCUCUAUUCUCAGCAUCUCAAUGCUCGCCUUUCACCAGCACGGGGAGCCGCCUGAGUAUGAAGGCAUCUCUGAAUCUCUUUUUCAGCUCUACCGAAUCCGCACUGCACAGUGUCUACUGAGUGGUGACAUAGCCAAAUGUUUGCCCUACACAGUGGAGGCCUUGCGAUUCAACGCUACUGCUGAGCUGAACAGAAGGGACGAUAAUCAACGGGGGCUUUGGCUUAUGUCAGGCGUUGUUGUCCGUACUGCUGUCAAUAUGGGCUAUCACCGCGACCCCGGGCAUAUGCAAGGCAUCUCGGCGGUUCAGAUGGAGUAUCGGCGACGCGUUUGGCUGUCUGUGAUUGGUAUGGACUCCAUAGCCUCGUUUCUUGGAGGCUUGCCACGCACAUUGUCGGAUACGUACUCGGAUACAAUGGAGCCCCGGAAUUUACACGACUGGGAGUUAUCCGAGGAUAUUGCGGUCCUACCUCCGUCGAGACCCUUGACUGAGGCCACCCCAGUUACAUAUAUGAUUGUCAAGGGGCGAUUAUUCCGUGCACUAGGACGUGUGGCCGAUUUCAACAGUCUGCCCAGCCCAGGAUCUUACGAAACGGUGCUCGACAUCGAUCGCACCGUGCAAGAGGCAUACCACAGUGUUCCCCCGUUUAUGCGAUUCCCACCCGCCGCCGAUGGCAAUGGUGGUCUAAGUUUGAGCUUGGCUGGUAUCACCAAUGUCAGCCUACUGGCUCUGUAUCACAAGGGCAUGUGCAGUCUGCAUCGCACAUUCCUGGCCAAAGGGAGGACGGAAGGUCUCUACAGCUUUUCUCGACAAAGGUGCACCUCCUCUGCGUUGGCGCUGCUGGCCAUCCAAGAGGACAUGCAGCCGUCCUUCUACAAACUUUCGCAAACUCGGCAAAUGCUCACUCUAGCUGCGAUGAUUCUGCUCUUGGAGCUAGAGCUAAGAAGGAAGGCUCCAGGUGCCGAAGAAUCUCCGGACAGCGAUCUGCUAUUGAAAGCUUUGAACAGCUCGUCUACUCGCUGGGCAGAAGCGGCGGGUGUCUGUGAAGAGGCAGAGAAAGCCCAUCAGUCACUUGCUGGCAUGCUCUCAGCCUUCAGUCAGACUGCCAACGAAACUGGAUCUUCCCAAACAGUAUCGCCGGGAACACCAUUUGGCUUGUUGGGAUUGACUCCGGACUCCUUGGACGGAUCGAAUGCGGGAAUCUCAUUUGACGAAGGUUCUCAGAACUUGGGUUUUGAUUGGGUAUGUAGAUGUGAGCGGGAAUCAUAG
Messenger RNA from Cryphonectria parasitica EP155, 1998 nucleotides. RefSeq lists its product as uncharacterized. The record is from RefSeq and is a predicted model, not a curated record. The coding region runs from base 1 to 1998 and encodes 665 amino acids. Gene Ontology annotation, molecular function: DNA-binding transcription activator activity, RNA polymerase II-specific; zinc ion binding; RNA polymerase II cis-regulatory region sequence-specific DNA binding. Gene Ontology annotation, cellular component: nucleus. Gene Ontology annotation, biological process: regulation of transcription by RNA polymerase II; DNA-templated transcription. Lineage: Eukaryota; Fungi; Ascomycota; Sordariomycetes; Diaporthales; Cryphonectriaceae. The transcript has 6 exons.